UGGCAAUGUUUCGUAUCAGAUUUCUUUUGACAGCUAAGGUUCGGUCCAAGUAUCAAUUAUUCAAUAAUGUUCACUAAGAAGCGUUUAUUAAAAUUAAACGAACCAAUGGAAAUAGUUCCGCCUCCAACGCAAAAAUUUACUAUCGAUCAGUGGCGUCUUGACAAUCAAGCUCGGUUCCGCAAAUGCAACAUUCAUUGCCAGCUGGUUGAAAGUUUGAUCGCUGAAUCGGAACGGAUAUGUGAUUCGACAUUGGAAUUAACUAAGACUAAUAAAACAGCUACUGAUUAUGAGUUGAAAGAAAAAUUAGCGGAUGUUAAAUUUGUUAAAGAUGAAAUUUUGCGGCACCGUAAGGAUGUUAUUUUGGAAAUUGAUGCGCUGAAAACUUACAAGGCGAGAUUGAUUGAUGGGUUGUCGUCGAUUCAAGAAAACGCUGCUGAGAUUUGUAAAAAAUGUCUUAUUGCACGAGAACAUCGCUUGGGCAUCGAUUUGACUGUUGACGAUGUAGAGAAAGAAUUGAAGAAAGAACUAGAAGUGAUAAGCCGGGCAGACAGUAUAUUUACCCGAACAUUGGAGCAUACAAACGAACAAAUUCGGAUUUUGAAAUCUUUGUUGUACUACCUUGACGGAGAUCUCGAGAACAAGGACCGCAGCAUUCAGUUGGACCAGAGGAACCUUAGUUUGAAGGAGACUAGCUUGAACCUCAGUACUUAUCACGGAACAGCUUCACUUGAUCCCUCAACCAUUACAAUUAAAGAAUGGGAUUUACAUACCGAUGAAAUUGUUAUGUCGACAAUGAAGCAGAUGAAUAGCACCCGAGUCCUUCGUUGUUACAUAGAUAAUAUUUUAAAAGAAAUAGUAGACGAUUUAAAUGAGCAGAAAGAAAAAACUAACGAAGCAUUUAGACAGAGAAUUUUGGAAACUAAGGAAAUUAAAGCUCGUCUUGAAUCACAACAUUCUGAAAUAAUAAAACAAGCAAAUGCAAUGACUCAGAACAUAACACGUCUGGAAAAAAAUAUUGCUGAAAAAGAAGGAUUUCUCGCGUUAGCUCACACGCGUUUAGGAAAUCGUUGUCAUCGGCCAAACUUGGAAUUAACUCGUGACCAAGUUGAACAGAAACUUGUCCAAGAAGUAUAUGAUAUUCGUCAAAGUGUUGCAAAACUCCAGCAAACGUUGAACGAGGCUCAUGCGACUUUACGGUACUUGCUAAGUAUGCAAAUACAAUUAGAGGAAGAUAUUAAUAUCAAAACAAAUACUUUAAAAAUUGAUGAGAUAGAAUGCAUGACCCUACGACAAAGUUUGAAUUAUCAUGCUUAUUAAAUUAAUUAAAAUUAUAUAACUCAGAUAUCUUAUGAACCCACUGAUUAUUAAAGUGCAAUUUAU
This is a messenger RNA of Cotesia glomerata, 1380 nucleotides long. It is a transcript of the gene Tektin-C, whose product is annotated as tektin-1. Gene Ontology annotation, biological process: cilium assembly; cilium movement involved in cell motility. Gene Ontology annotation, cellular component: nucleus; microtubule cytoskeleton. The record is from RefSeq and is a predicted model, not a curated record. NCBI's taxonomy places the organism in Eukaryota, Metazoa, Arthropoda, Insecta, Hymenoptera, Braconidae. The transcript is spliced from 6 exons. Bases 67 to 1317 code for a protein of 416 amino acids.